UCCCCCUCUAAAAUCUCGUGCGAGCAGUCCAAAUCCUCGUUUACCAGCUCCACUGCCCCCGGUGAUCUCAUUCCCAUCCCUCCUCAUCACAUCGCCCGCGUGAGCGAUUGUCGUUGAUAAAAAAAAUCCUCCCUCUCUACUUCCGAACUGGAGCUCCUCUCUCUCUCUGGCCGUGAGGAGCUCUAAACCCUAGCGGCAGCGGCAGGGGAGGCGCGCCGGGGAGCCAGAUCGCCGCCGCGAUGGAGAGCCCCGUGAAGGAGGAGGUCGGCGGGGAGCUGGCGAUGGAGAUCGAGUCGAGCGUCACGGCCGAGGACUGGCGCCGCGCGCUCUCCCGCGUCGUGCCCGCCGUCGCCGUCCUCCGCACCACCGCGCCGCGCGCCUUCGACACCGAGGUCGCCGGCGCCAGCUACGCCACCGGCUUCGUCGUCGACAAGGCCCGCGGCAUCAUCCUCACCAACCGCCACGUCGUCAAGCCCGGUCCUGUGGUCUCGGAGGCGAUGUUCGUGAACCGGGAGGAGAUCCCUGUGUACCCCCUGUACAGAGACCCUGUACAUGAUUUUGGUUUUUUUCGCUAUGAUCCAGGUGCCAUAAAGUUCCUCAAGUAUGAGGAGAUCCCUCUAGACCCUGAAGCAGCAUCUGUUGGGCUAGAAAUCCGAGUUGUCGGCAAUGACAGCGGCGAAAAGGUUUCAAUUUUGGCGGGAACACUUGCUCGACUUGAUAGAGAAGCGCCUCACUACAAGAAGGACGGGUACAAUGAUUUCAACACAUUCUAUAUGCAGGCCGCAUCUGGAACUAAAGGUGGCUCUAGUGGUUCCCCAGUUGUUGAUUGCCAAGGAAGAGCUGUUGCGCUGAAUGCUGGAAGCAAAUCUUCCAGUGCUUCUGCUUUUUUCCUUCCAUUAGAACGUGUGGUUAGGGCACUGAAUUUGAUACGUGAUUGUUGGGAUGCAUUUGGUAUCAAGUCAGAAUCUGUUUAUAUUCCUCGUGGUACACUGCAGAUGACCUUUCAACACAAAGGAUUCGAAGAAACUCGACGUCUUGGACUGAGGAAUGAAACAGAGCAGAUGGUACGCCUUGUUUCUCCAGCAGGCGAAACUGGAAUGCUGGUUGUUGACUCUGUGGUGCCAGAAGGACCUGCACAUAAACAUUUGGAACCUGGUGAUGUGCUAGUUCACAUCAAUGGGGAGGUUGUAACCCAGUUUCUCGCAAUGGAGACUUUACUUGAUGACAGCGUUGGCAAGGAGGUAAAUUUGCAGAUUGAAAGAGGUGGAGUGCCUUUGACAGUAAAGUUAGAGGUUGAAGAUUUGCACUCUAUAACUCCAAAUCAUUUCUUGGAAGUCAGUGGUGCUGUCAUCCAUCCACUUUCAUACCAGCAGGCUAGAAACUUCCGGUUCAAAUGUGGUCUUGUAUAUGUUGCUGAAGCAGGGUACAUGCUCUCUCGGGCAUCGGUUCCACGCCAUUCAAUUAUCAAAAAGUUUGCGGGAGAGGAUAUUGAAAAUUUAGAUGACCUUAUUGCAGUUAUUUCAAAGCUGUCUAGGGGAGCACGAGUGCCUCUUGAAUAUGUAAAGUACACUGACCGUUAUCGGAACAAGUCUGUACUGGUGACAAUUGAUCAACAUGGUUGGUAUGCGCCUCCUCAGUUAUACACUCGAAAUGACGCAACUGGUCUUUGGAAUGCAAAAUUGGCUAUACCACUCGAAUCUCCCUUUGUAGUUUCCCAUCGUGCUGGCCAUAUGGAUGCAAACUCAAAUUCUGUUUCACCGUUGACUGAAUCAAGUCCUAUGGAUCUCAAAUGCCAGCACGAGUCUGAAAAUACGGCAGAUGGAUGCGUAAAAAUGCAAACAGAUGAGGAGAUUGCCAUAGAUGGAUCCCACUCUGGCGAAGAUUCCAUCCUUGAGAAAAAAAGGCGCCGGGUGGAUGAGGAGAUAGCUGCUGAGGGAACUAUAUCAUCUUUUGGAGAUUUAGAUGACAUGAAAGAUGGCGCAUUGAGGCAUCCUUCCAGUGUGGAAGGCUCCGACCUUGCUCGGACAAUAUCAAGUAAUGCUUCAUUGGCAGAACAAGUAAUUGAGCCAGCUCUUGUAAUGUUUGAGGUGCAUGUGCCACCAAUAUGCAUGCUUGAUGGAGUGCAUUCUCAACAUUUCUUUGGAACCGGUGUGAUAAUAUAUCAUUCUGACUGUCUAGGUCUGGUUGCCGUCGAUAGGAAUACAGUUGCUGUAUCUAUCUCUGAUAUAAUGCUCUCUUUUGCUGCAUAUCCCAUUGAAAUACCUGCAGAGGUUGUUUUUCUGCAUCCUGUUCAUAAUUUUGCACUGGUUGCCUAUGAUCCUUCUGCACUGGGAGCUGGAGCAUCUGUUAUUCGGGCUGCUAAGCUUCUUCCUGAGCCUGCCUUGCGCCGAGGAGAUUCUGUCUACCUAGUUGGGCUAAGUAGAAGCUUACAAGCUACAUCAAGGAAAUCAACCAUAACCAAUCCUUGCACAGCUGUUAAUAUUGGCUCAGCUGACUGCCCACGAUAUCGUGCAAUAAAUAUGGAGGUCAUUGAGCUUGAUACUGAUUUCGGUAGCUCAUUUUCGGGUAUAUUGACGGAUGAGCAAGGAAGAGUUCAAGCGUUAUGGGCAAGCUUUUCCACCCAGAUCAAAAGAAAAAAGAAAAGCACAAAACGGCAGCUUACGCCCAAGCUCAAAUAUGGUUGUAGCAGUUCAGAGGACCAUCAAUUCGUUAGAGGUAUACCAAUAUAUGCAAUAAGUCAAGUCCUUGAGAAGAUAAUCUCGGGUACUCCUGGACCAUUUCGUCUUAUCAAUGGAAUUCGAAGGCCGAUGCCACUUGUCAGACUUCUGGAGGUGGAACUUUAUCCAACUUUGCUUUCGAAAGCAAGAAGUUAUGGAUUGAGCGAUAACUGGGUGCAGGCUCUCGCUAAGAAGGACCCUGUGCGCAGACAAGUCUUGCGGGUCAAAGGUUGUUUGGCUGGAUCAAAAGCGGAAAAGCUUCUGGAACAAGGAGACAUGAUUCUAGCUAUCAACAAGGAACCAAUAACAUGCUUUCUUGACAUUGAGAAUGCUUGCCAAAAGUUGGACCAAUCUAUCGAUUCAGAUGGCCUGCUUAACAUGACAAUAUUUCGUCAGGGAAAAGAAAUUGACCUUAUUGUUGGAACCGAUGUAAGAGAUGGUAAUGGUUCAACAAGGAUGGUGAAUUGGUGUGGAUCCAUAAUUCAGGAUCCUCAUUCAGCAGUGCGUGCACUUGGCUUUUUGCCCGAGGAAGGUCAUGGAGUUUAUGUUGCUAGAUGGUGCCAUGGAAGUCCCGUACAUAGAUAUGGCCUUUAUGCUCUCCAGUGGAUAGUUGAAGUUAACGGGCAACCAACUCCAGAUUUGGAGUCCUUUAUUCAAGUGGUGAAGGGAUUGGAAGAUCGUGAGUUCGUCAGGGUGAAGACCGUCCAUUUGAACGGAAAACCACGCGUGCUCACUCUGAAACAGGACCUCCACUACUGGCCAACCUGGGAGCUCACUUUUGAACCGGAGACUGACACAUGGAAGAGGAGAACAAUAAAGGCGUUGCAGCCAACCGGGGCUUGAUUUAUUCUGCUUUCUUGUGAUAUUUUCAGCGGGCCUAGGCCUUCUCUAGGAAGGCAAGCAUGGAGAGGCGAGGAACUCUGAAAUGCUUGUCAUGCCGGUGAGCUAGAAUCAGGGUGGGGCACUAGGAUGUAGUGUAAUUCAUAGAUGACAUAAGGAUUUUAAUGCCUGUGGAUAAUUGGACUGCGGGGUGUGUCUUUUCUGUACCUAUUGGAUAUAUUUUUUUAUUCUCCUGUAGAAGCAAUAAACCAUUUAGCGAUUUA
Messenger RNA from Triticum aestivum (bread wheat), 3820 nucleotides. RefSeq names its product protease Do-like 7. The transcript is spliced from 25 exons. Bases 240 to 3560 code for a protein of 1106 amino acids. Gene Ontology annotation, biological process: proteolysis. NCBI's taxonomy places the organism in Eukaryota, Viridiplantae, Streptophyta, Magnoliopsida, Poales, Poaceae. The record is from RefSeq and is a predicted model, not a curated record. Gene Ontology annotation, molecular function: protein binding; serine-type endopeptidase activity.